This is a messenger RNA of Calypte anna (Anna's hummingbird), 2390 nucleotides long. RefSeq names its product eukaryotic translation initiation factor 2 subunit gamma (gene EIF2S3). Lineage: Eukaryota; Metazoa; Chordata; Aves; Apodiformes; Trochilidae. The coding region runs from base 259 to 1677 and encodes 472 amino acids. Gene Ontology annotation, molecular function: translation initiation factor activity; GTP binding; GTPase activity. Gene Ontology annotation, biological process: positive regulation of translational fidelity; formation of translation preinitiation complex. Gene Ontology annotation, cellular component: cytosol; eukaryotic translation initiation factor 2 complex. The record is from RefSeq and is a predicted model, not a curated record. The transcript has 12 exons.
GGCGAGAGGGCGGUGGGGAGAGCCGGGGGGAAACGGAGGGGUCCUUCUGAGGGCUGUCCUGCGCCGCGCCUGAGCUACUCUCGCCCCGCGGUGGGGCUGUCGGCGGCUCCGUGACGCCCGUCGCGGCGAGCUCCUAAAAGGAGCAGCUCCUCUCCGGGCGGCCGGCGGGCGCUGGGCUGCGUGCCGGCGGCCCCGCCGCUGAGGGUUGAGGGGGGUCAGGCGGCCGCGCGGUCCGCCUCGCUUCCUCUUCGGGCCAAGAUGGCGGGGGAUGAGGCGGGAGUGACUCUGGGGCAGCCGCACCUCAGCCGGCAGGACCUCGCCACCUUGGAUGUUACCAAGCUGACGCCUCUUUCACCAGAAGUCAUCAGCAGACAAGCAACAAUUAAUAUAGGUACAAUUGGUCAUGUAGCCCAUGGAAAGUCGACAGUAGUCAAAGCUAUAUCUGGAGUUCAUACUGUCAGAUUUAAAAAUGAACUGGAAAGAAAUAUCACAAUCAAGCUGGGUUAUGCUAAUGCAAAGAUUUACAAGCUGGAUGACCCAAGCUGUUCCCGGCCAGAGUGUUACCGAUCCUGUGGAAGCAGCACCCCAGAUGAGUUUCCCACAGAUAUUCCUGGCACCAAAGGGAACUUUAAAUUAGUCAGGCAUGUCUCUUUUGUGGAUUGUCCUGGCCAUGAUAUUUUGAUGGCUACUAUGUUGAACGGUGCAGCAGUAAUGGAUGCAGCUUUACUAUUGAUAGCUGGUAAUGAGUCAUGCCCUCAACCCCAGACCUCAGAACAUCUAGCUGCUAUUGAAAUCAUGAAACUGAAACACAUUUUGAUUCUACAGAAUAAGAUUGAUUUGGUGAAGGAGAGCCAGGCUAAGGAACAGUAUGAACAGAUUCUUGCAUUUGUACAAGGUACAGUUGCAGAAGGAGCUCCAAUAAUUCCAAUCUCAGCACAGUUGAAAUACAACAUUGAGGUAGUCUGUGAGUACAUAGUGAAGAAAAUCCCAGUUCCUCUGCGAGACUUCACAUCUGAACCAAGGCUUAUUGUAAUUAGAUCUUUUGAUGUCAACAAGCCUGGCUGUGAAGUUGAUGACCUUAAGGGGGGUGUAGCUGGUGGCAGUAUUCUAAAGGGUGUUCUAAAGGUGGGCCAGGAAAUUGAGGUCCGGCCUGGUAUUGUGUCCAAGGACAGUGAAGGAAAACUCAUGUGCAAGCCAAUCUUUUCCAAAAUUGUGUCACUCUUUGCUGAACACAAUGAUCUGCAAUAUGCUGCUCCAGGAGGUCUUAUAGGUGUUGGUACCAAGAUUGAUCCAACUUUGUGCCGGGCUGACCGAAUGGUUGGCCAAGUUCUUGGUGCAGUCGGAGCACUGCCAGAAAUAUUUACAGAGCUGGAAAUCUCCUAUUUCUUGUUGAGACGACUGUUAGGUGUGCGCACUGAAGGGGACAAGAAAGCUGCAAAGGUGCAAAAAUUAUCAAAGAAUGAAGUUUUAAUGGUAAACAUAGGAUCCCUGUCUACUGGGGGGAGAGUCAGUGCAGUAAAGGCUGAUUUGGGGAAGAUUGUGCUAACCAACCCAGUAUGCACAGAAGUGGGAGAAAAAAUUGCCCUGAGUCGAAGAGUUGAGAAACACUGGCGUUUAAUUGGUUGGGGUCAAAUCAGAAGAGGAGUAACAAUCAAGCCAACUGUUGAUGACGACUGAGGAACAAAAGAGAGUGCUUCAUUUUUAAAGAUGAAGUGCCUAUUUCUAAUUAGGAGGGGAUAUGUUUUCAUGGUGGAAUUGGAAGCUGUGCAAACCUUAUCUUUGAGUUGUAUGGCUGUCCUGAAACAUUUUAUUGAAUUUACCCUCUUACUAAAAUACUAAUCACUAUCACCAUUAAAAGUGUAAAAGAAUUGGCAUAGAAGUGGGUCUCGUUAUCCACAUUUUAGUAGAAAUCAAUUGUACAUGUCCCAUGGCAUGUGUAAUUUAUGUUGUGUUUCAGACAUAUCUGUUUAAUCAGUCAGGCCAGCCCCAGUGUAACACACCAACUAUAAAUCUGGUAUUGAAAUAAAAUAUUGCUUAUUUUCAUUAAUUCAUACAAUUUUUCUGAGUAACAGAAGACUGCAGUGAUUGUUCAACCAGUACAAGAAUUAAAAGGGGGAAAAAAAAGUCCCCCUCAAGACUACUACCCUUUCUGCAGCUGUUUACAACAAAAACUUUCUUUGCAUGGUUCUGACUUGAGGAUUCCAGCUGUAUUACACUUCAUAAUCGGGAUGGCAGUGUUGACUGACUUAAAUAUGUCACUUCCAAUAUCAUAAGGAGUUUUGGUUAAAUCCCCAAAGAAGAACUAGAAGUAAACUGGAUCUGAACUGGCAGUACUGGUUUUUUUACUUUAUUUUAGUGUGGAUUUACGAAAAGAACAUGAUUUGUUUGAA